Messenger RNA from Oncorhynchus mykiss (rainbow trout), 3292 nucleotides. Lineage: Eukaryota; Metazoa; Chordata; Actinopteri; Salmoniformes; Salmonidae. The record is from RefSeq and is a predicted model, not a curated record.
UGUCUGCAAGCAUUGAGCUGCCUGGCGCCAUCCUGAAAGAAUGCCUUCACUGUAAAAAAAAAUAUAAAAAAAACAGAGAAAGAGCGAGAGAGAGAGAGAGACAUACACACACUGGGACGGAGAGAGUUCAGAGAGAGCUAUAGAGAGUGGGCGAGAGAGCUAGAGAGAGAGCGAGAGAGAGAGAGUGAGGGAAGCGAAGUAAGUGGAGAGGGUUGCCGCUGCGCACAAACAGAGAUUUGAUCUGUGAGUUCGGUGCUAGUCCGCUUGCACUAAGCUACCUACUGCAAACAAGGCUGCGUCUAAACAUAUACCUCUGCAACUUGUUGAAUCGGCUUAAUAAUAGAAACUUUGUCAGGGAAAAGUUUAGGAACUUUUGAGUGGGACUGGAUACGACCUUGGACUUAUUCAUGACAACAUUCAAGUGAAACAUUAUUUUUUGAAUGUAUGUUUUGAACACUUUUGUUUUAUUUAUUAUACGGGCAUAUUCACGUUAAUGUGAAUCCCUGCCAAAUAAUCUCAUUUGAAUAGAAAAUAACAUCUACAUAGGGGGAACAACAUAUUUUUUUAAAUACAUUUUUAUUUUUUAUUUCCAGGUGAACGAAGGUAACGAAGAACGAAACGGUGGAUUAAACAAAGCAGGAAUUCGGACAGAUUUUUUUCUUACUUGACUUGAAUCGGUUCACUCCGGUGUAUAUGAACGUUUGCUAAAAAGCUAUGGAAGUAUCCGCGGACCAACCCCGAUGGAUGAGCCAUCACCACCCAUCGGUGCUAAACGAACAGCAUCCAGGCUCGCACCACCCGGGCCUCGGCCACUCGUACAUGGACCCCUCGCAGUAUCCCCUUGCCGACGAUGUGGAUGUACUGUUUAAUAUCGACUCACAGGGCAACCACGUAUCUCCAUACUAUGGGAACUCAGUCAGAGCCGUCCAGAGGUAUCCACCUCCUCCACAUAGUAGUCAGGUGUGUCGCCCCUCUCUACUGCACGGCUCUCUGCCGUGGCUGGACGGAAGCAAAGCGAUGCAGCACCACAGCACUUCCCCGUGGAACCUGAGUCCUUUCCAGAAGAGCUCACUGCACCACGGUUCCCCGGCAGGUCUCUCUGUCUACCCUUCGGCGUCCUCCUCCUCCCUGUCCGGGGGCCACUCCAGCCCGCACCUCUUCACCUUUCCCCCCACUCCUCCGAAAGACGUGUCCCCGGACCCAGGCAUCUCCACUCCGGGCUCAAGCAGCAACAGUCGCCAACAGGAGGAGAAAGAGUGCAUAAAGUACCAGGUGUCCCUGGCCGAGAGCAUGAAACUGGAGUCUCACAGCCGGAGCAUGGCAUCAAUCGGAGCGCAAUCCUCCGCCCACCAUCAUCACCCCAUCGCCACAUACCCAUCCUAUGUCCCCGAAUACGGCCCAGGCCUCUUCCCACCAAGUAGCCUGAUAGGUGGGUCAUCUUCUAGUUAUGGUUCCAAAACAAGACCAAAAACAAGGUCAUGUUCAGAAGGUAGAGAGUGCGUUAACUGUGGAGCUACGUCGACCCCGCUCUGGAGGCGGGAUGGCACUGGUCACUAUUUGUGUAACGCCUGCGGACUCUAUCACAAGAUGAACGGGCAGAAUCGGCCCCUCAUCAAACCCAAGCGACGACUGUCUGCAGCAAGACGCGCAGGAACAUCAUGUGCAAACUGUCAAACGAGCACGACAACACUGUGGCGAAGAAACGCCAACGGGGACCCCGUGUGUAACGCUUGCGGUCUAUACUACAAACUGCACAAUAUCAACCGACCUCUCACCAUGAAGAAGGAGGGCAUUCAGACCAGGAACAGGAAGAUGUCCAGCAAGUCGAAGAAGAGCAAAAAGUCCCACGACAGCAUGGACGACUUCUCCAAGAGCCUGAUGGAGAAGAGCAGCUCGUUCAGCCCCGCCGCUCUGUCCCGCCACAUGUCCUCCUUCCCCCCCUUCUCACACUCCGGCCACAUGCUGUCCACCCCCACGCCCAUGCACCCCUCCUCCUUCGCCCCUCACCCCCACUCCAGUAUGGUCUCUGCCAUGGGCUAGAAGACCCCAACGGUACCACCCACCUCCCAGAACCCCUCAACCAACCCCCCCCCCCCAUCCUCUUACUCCCAGUUCUUUUUCGCUUACCUGAAUCCCAAGCUGAAAGACAACCAAACUGCUCUCUGCUGCCCAUAACCAACCGCUCUGCUCCAUCACCAAGCCGCCUAUGAUCUGACCUCAUUGUGAGGGAGACAGGCUUUAUGGGUCCUUGCUUUUGUUCAGUUGUCUCUUUUUUAAUCUUUAUCAAGUGUAUCUACUGCAAUCCUCAAAGCCUGGCAGACUGACUCACUGACUGUGGUUUUCCGACUCCUCGGAAGACCACAUAGUUGUUCUCCGACCCAACCUGGGAGAAAAGAUCCUGAAGCUUCACCCACUCCCUGACUGACCUCCCAGCUGAUAACCCCCAACCUGGAAACCCAUUUGUGUUCAAACAUUUUUCAUGGGAAAAGCAAAGAUUAUUAACAAUCAUUACAAAAACUACACCUUUUAUGAUGCCCCCCUCCCCUUCCCACCCUACUUCACACACCUGUAUGACAGGACCCCCCCCACCCCUGAGCCGUGAGAAGAAGAGAGGAGAUUAACUUUGAAUAUAUUUGUACAAAUUGUAUGAAAUACAGUACAUUUAACGAAUACUUUUUAAUUAAGUAAAAUGCCCCUGGGCAGCUAACGACAGAAGGGUACGAGUCAAGGCAAGAAGAGACACUGCCGCUGGAGAGUAGAGGAAGAGAGGACGCCUCUGCUUCCUGGAGAGAGGGAUGAAAGGGAGGAGAGGAAAGAACAGAUAAAAGGACAGGCCUUCACUUUCGCCUGCUGGAGAACAUGUUUGAUGCAUUAAGCUUCUAGAGAGUCUAUUGUUCUGACUGCAGGCGUCUCUUUUUUGGAUGUGCUAUAGGUCUCGGGCUGUUGGUUUGUGUUCACAUGCUAGCACAUACACACACAUAUUCACACGUCAUACUUUCACAUACACACACAAACACACACUGCCACAUUGGAUCACCUGAAAGACUUUCUUCCGGCCCACAGAUUAUAUGCAUUGUGAAAAAAGUUCCUGUACUUGUUAUUUGUAUGUAUAAUUCAGAGUACCAAAAAUACGAAAGAAACAAAGAUGUAGAAUUAUUUCUUUAUGUUAUGCAGACUGAAUGGUUGUAAAAAUUUAAUAAUAAUCACUAGUGUAAAAAAUGACUGCUUUUUUGUUUCGUAAUUAUUAUUAUUUUCUUUGAAAAGAAUAAACUAGUUUAAUCUCUGUUGACAU